Messenger RNA from Cercocebus atys (sooty mangabey), 9886 nucleotides. RefSeq names its product G protein-coupled receptor 141 (gene GPR141). Gene Ontology annotation, cellular component: membrane. Gene Ontology annotation, biological process: G protein-coupled receptor signaling pathway. The record is from RefSeq and is a predicted model, not a curated record. Gene Ontology annotation, molecular function: oxysterol binding; G protein-coupled receptor activity. The transcript has 7 exons. The coding region runs from base 7987 to 8904 and encodes 305 amino acids. Lineage: Eukaryota; Metazoa; Chordata; Mammalia; Primates; Cercopithecidae.
UGCAGAUCACAUGGCAAGAGAGGAAGCAAGAGAGAUGGGGAAGGUCCCAGGCUCUUUUUAACAACCAGCUCUCAGAGAAAUUCUCAUGGGAAUUAAUAGAGCAAGAAUUCACUUAUUACCAUGAGGACAGCACCAAGCCGUUCAUGAGGGAUCCACCCCCAUAACCUUAGCACCUCCUGUUUGGCCUGGAUUCCAACAUUGGGGAUCAAAUUUCAACAUAGGCUCAGAGGGUCAAAUACCCAAACUACAGCUCUACCCUAAGGGUAGAGCUCAGUGACUGGGAAGGGUAGAUAAAGGAAUUCCACUAAGGCACCAUUUUCCCAGCAGGCAGUGUGCAGCGUCAGCUUAGGGCCCUGAAGGCAGGGCACAGCCACUACUGGGAGAUGUAUAUGGAGCUGUUCUGCCAAAGCAGGGUUUCCCCAGUGGGGAUUGCACAGCUUCAGCUUUAGCUCCAGACGAGAGGGCAGAAGGAGGAGCAGGUCGAGUGGUUCCACUGUCACUUGGCCUCCAGGGAAGGGUGUAACAGUUGCUCACAGCUCAGCUUGUGGAUAUCAGGCCACAGAAUGGGGGUGGUUCCAUGGCAGCUUAACUUCAGGGAUGAAGGGGCCCCCAUAGCUCCAUGCCCCUGGAGCAAGACACACUCUAACAUAGUUCCAGUUCCGAAAUGGCAUAACAGUAGCCAUGCAGGCCACCGGGGGUGGGGCACUGUGUCCACUCCUUCUUUGCUAGGAGCAUAGCUGUGUGGACUCCAGGCAGCUCCCUCAGCUCGACUUAAUGCUGUGAGGACGGUAGAGACCCACUGGCAAGGUCUGUAGAUGUUCAAAGUGUGGAUGAGGUUGGCUAGGGUUCUUUUGCUCACCUUUCUGACAAUGGGAGAAAUUCCUCCUCACUCCCAGCUGAUCCUGGCUGGGGGAUGGGAUGUAGGAGUCCCUGGCUGGGGGAUGGGAUGUAGGAGUCCCUGUGUUUCCUUCUGUUCUCUAUGUGGGUAUCCUAAGUUUCUGUGUUCAUUCAGGUUUCUGUUACUUCUUUAAGGAACUCUGCCACUCUGCUCUAGCUAUUUUUAUUAAAAUGUAGUUAUGUAUUCAUUGUUUUGUCUGUCUUUGUGGUGAGGACAUGUGCUAGGGGCUUCUAGUUAGCCAUCUUUCUGUCACUCAGCUAUCCUUUCUCUUUAAACACUUCCAUAGUGUUUGAAUUAAAAAAUGUAUAUUGACAAGCCAACAUGUCAUGUUGUCACUGUGUGGCGGUUAUCCCUUGGUUAUCUCUAUUCUACUUUCAGUCUCUAUAAAUUUGACAAUUUUAGGUCCCUUGUAUAAGUGAAAGCAUAUAGUAUUUGUUCUUUUGCUUAAACAUAAAUUCUUGCAUCUGUUCUUGGAGUCACAGGAAAAAAUAAGUUACCCAUAUACCUUGGCCUCCAGUCACCUCUGGUUUGAAAGUACAGACAACCCCCAUUUAAACAAUGAUUGACUUACAAGUUUGCAACUUUAUAAUAGUGUCAAAGCAAUACUCACUCAGUAGAAAACAGACUCUGAAUCUUGACUUUUGCUUAAAAAUCAUUUAUAAUAAUGUUAUUAUAAAAUAGCUUUGUGUUAGAUGGUUUUGUCCAACUGUAGGCUAAUGUAAGUGUUCUAAGCAUGUUUAAAGUAGUUGAGGUUAAGCUAUGAUGUUUGGUAGGUUACGUAUGUUAAAUACACUUUCAACUUAAUGGUAUUUUCAACUUACAGUGAGUUUAUAAAGACAAAACCCUGUUGAAAAUUGAGGAGCAUCCAUAUUGGAAUCUUGUCUAAGAGUACCCUGCUAUGUGCUUUUCAUGCAUUACUUCCCACUAUCCUUCACCUGUUGCUCCUGAAAACAUAUAUUGUCUGUUCCCUUCUUUGGAAUGUUAUGAUCUAUGCCUGGCAUUCAACCACCUCAUUUUCCUCAGUGCAACUUGUCAUUCAACCCAGUACAAGGACCAUUGAUGUGCACAUAUGGAAUAGUUCUCAUUUCUCUAUGUCAUUUAGUAUAAUGGCACUCAUAUAACACAUCAUAUGCUGCCUUACAAAGAUAAUUUUAGUUAAGGUUUAAUGUUAUUAUUUGGUUGUAAUCUCCUUGUAGAACAGGAUCCAGUCUUUAUGCUAUGUGAUGGCCUUGCUUAGAGAUUUAGAUAUGAGAUGCAAUAAUUUUUUAAGAAGUUAAACAAUUGUCACAUUAAUUUGAUGCCUACUCUCUCUCUCCUCUCCCAGUCACCCUUCAUACUCAUUUCAGAUGCAGUAAAUUUGACACAAACAUAUAUAGGCUUCCUUAAUUGAGUUUUCUGGAAAAAAUUUUAAUAGUAAAAUAGAAAUUAUUUUACCUAAUUUACUCUUUAUAAUACCGUAGAUAGAUAGAGAGUGAGAGAGAGAGAAAUUCAAAGAUAUUUUUAUAACCCAUGCAUUCCAGGAGGCUAUAAUUAGUUAGAAGGACACAAUUUAUAUAUGUAAAACUAAUGCCAAGAUCAGAAGACUUUCUGAAAUUCUAUACUUGUAAAAUGCUUUAUGAUUUAUAAAGAGAAGGUAGAAGUAAUAAUUCUUAUUUUACUGUUUUUUCCCCAGAUAUUUAAUUAGGAGAAAUUACAAGUUAAGUGUCAAAUUUUCUUCACGGUAACAGAUCUAAAACAGGCCAAUUUGGAGACAUUUGCAGAAAAACAGAGUGAUUAGAUAAUCUUUGUUAGCAUAAAUGGAAAAAGAACAUUGAGUAAAUAUCAUUAACCAAAUGACUGAGUGGGUAGUUAGUUUUGUAGCUAGUUUUCUAGAAUAUGUCCUAAUACCAUUAAAGUUUAUUUUAAAAACUUUAAAGCCUUAUAAUGCAAAUGGAAAAGUCAAGGCUCAAGGUCACCUAGCCAGUCAGGAGAGUGAAUUUUGACUUCAAGCUCUAAGUGUGUCUCAGCAGCCUCCACGCUCAGGCAUGAGUUAUGGAUGUGGACCCUGAAUGCUGAGGUGGUUUAGGAAGGAGGGAGGUCAGUGAAGGUGGAGAGAUCAGAAGGUUGACUCUUCACUGAGUCUCAGUGUACAGAUGGCAUUUGGAUAAACAACAAAGAAAUUGACACUCAGGCACAUUAAGGCAGUGAUUCUCAAAGGGGGUUUGUUUCAGAAUCACCUGAACCACUUAUCAGCACCAGUUUCAAGGUCUCUCCACAAAUUCUAAUCCAGUGGUCUGAGAAGAGGCUCUGGGCACCAGGGAUUUGAUUCAUCUCUUUAGGUGAUUAUGAAGGCUAGAGGUUAGGAGCCUGGUUAUCUCUCAUCUUGUAUCCUAAUCUUGUAUAGUAAGUGCCAAUACCAAGGACAUAACUAACAGCUGCUCUGAGGGCUUAAGUUUAAGAGAGGGAGGAAUAUUCAGAGAUAACCUGUGCAUCCUGGCCACCAUGCCUGGCAGCAUGGGAUACAUACAGGAGGUUUAUGCCACAGGGGGAUAUACAGGCUAGUAAUUUUAUUCCUUAUUUCCUAGAUUUUCUUUAUAAAAACAGUGAUGAUUCUGUCUGCUAUUGUGUACUUUAAAGAAACAAGCUAAUCUGCCAUAUUCCAGAUGCAUGGCCUUGGUCAGCUUCAACAAGCCUCAGAUUCUUGUGUAAGUAAAAGGAAGAGAGUGAUAUCUAACUCAAAUGAAAAUUGUGAGAAUCGAAAGUAAUAAUGUGUGAAAAAUGCCUAGGACAGAGUAUUAUUCAAAAUUAUUACCCUUCUUCCCCACUACCACCAUUGUACAGUUUUUAGUUUUUAUAACAUCUAUAAAUCAAACCAAACUAUCCUAUCUCACUAUUCCAUCAAUCAACAACUUUCAGCCAAAGGCCACGAGAACGUGUGUGUAGGGCCUAUGACUCACUGUAGGGAGGGGAAACACACGCCAUGGGGAAUCUUGGGGCAACUCAGCAAGAGAGUGUUAGAAACAAUCUAUGGAAGAAUUUGGGUUUUGGUUGGGUGACUAGGGAAUGUGGGGAUUUGCUAUGUAUUGGAUGCUCUUUGCUGUCAGAAGGCAGGGACAAAUUUAUGGUUACGUAAAGAAAUGUCAGUCACCAAUUUUAACCAGAAAAGGGGGUGUUUGGUAUUUUAUGAGUGGCCCAAUGACCUUGUUUUUGUCUGUGCUUAGACAAAAGUGUGCAGUAGACUUGUUUUGUACCACUUUGUCAUGGCCUUAGAGUGAUCUUACUUGAGCUGCUCUCUUUUUUUUUCUUUCUCACAUCUGAAAUGAAAGAAAAUGUAGGAGCAAAGCUGAUAUAUAUUUGAAUUAUGGAAGGUGGAGAAGUGUUGAGACACUGAACAUUUGUUGAGCAGUUUCUGUAUCCUACAUCAAGAUAAACUUCGAUGCUUCUGAGAAUCUCACAUGUAUAUUAUCUACAUAAGGUGGGAUUUGAAGCCAGAUCUAUCUGACUUUUAACCACCAAAACUCCCAGUCUGGUGUGCUGUCACCUUAUUGAGCUGUGCUUUGGGCACCAUUAGAGCAUGUGAAUGAAUUCCUGCCUGUCUGUUGAAAUGGCUUGCCUUUGACUUUACUUACGAUAGAAAACAUACUUUGAUCUAGAAUCAGGGAUUGGCAAUUUUUUUUCUAUGAAGAAUCAGAUAGUAAAUAUUUUUGGUUCUAUGGGCCAUAAAGUUUCUAGUAGGACUACCCAACUGGCAAUGUAGUGAAAGAGUGGCCAUAGAUCAUAUGUAAACAAAUAGGUGUAGUUAUGAUCCAAUAAAACUUUAUUUAUAAAAUCAGGUGGCAGGUGGAAUUGGGCCCUUUGGCUAUAGUUUGCAAACUUUUUAUCUAGAUGAUAAGUAAACAAAGAUCCCAAAUGAACUUGGGUUUUUAAAAAUGUGUUUAACACAUUUAAAGUUGCUUUGAAUAAGUAAAUAUGUGUAAUAAAUAUAAAAUAAAUAUGAACAAAUAGACAUGUUGUGAGGUUUUGGUUUUUCAGGGAUUUAUUAAUUUAUUUAUAAUUUUUAAAAACACUUAUUUCCAAACACAACAGAGAAUCAGCAUGGUGCCUCAUGCCAUUUGCUUUUUCCAUCUGUAUAGUGACAACUGGAUCUUGUGAGGCCAAAGUGUUUAUUGAAUAGUUUUUCUGUCCUUCAGUCUAUCAGGCACCAUGCUUGGCCCUUCCUUUCAUUAUUCCUUAAAGGAUAACUCUUGUUUGCUAAACUGAAGCUCAGAGAUGCUGAACUAUUUGUCCUCGGUCAUCCAGAUAUUGUGGUAGAACUAGUGCUGAAACUCACACUUUUUCCACUAUACCCUAUCCUCAAUUAUUAUAAAUUAUUCAACUGGUGCUCUGGGGCAUAAGAUCUUUGGAUCAUCUUCUGAAUCAUCAAACUAAAAUGAUGUGAUCAGAUUGAAUUUAGUGCAGAGUGUAUUUUGUUACAUUUAAAUUUUUUGAAAACUUAGAAUUAGAGGCUAAAUGUGGAAAUUAGAAUUCAGUACCAUAGUGUUGGAGGGCAUUGCAUAUUGAGCCUCAGCAUGCUAAUUUCCUUUUUAUAUAUUCCUCUUUCAGCAAAGCGUAGCAUAAUAACGCCACCCGAAAACCAAGAUCAUCUACCACCACCGUGUCAAAUUGUCUCCACUGUAGCUUGACGGUAGAAAGAUGAAGGUACUUUCCACUGUGAACUGAGGUCAACACUUACUGACUCUGCCUCAAAUUCCACAUCAGAGUUAUUGCUGUAUUCUCAGUGACAAGCCCAAUACUUGGUAUGCAAUAGCCACUCUAAUAAUACUUAUUAAAUGAAUAAUUAUAUGUAUAGUUGAAUGUAACCCUGGUAUUAUUUAGAUAUUUCUCUAAAAACCCAAGGAAAGCUUACUUUGACAUUGAAGACAAUUAAAAUAUGUUAAAUUUAAAACAUUCUAUUAAAACUCUGAAGAGAAUACAGGCCUCAAUCUGCAACUUUAGGAAUUUUUAUUGACUUCAGAUGGGCAGUCCACAAUUCAGGUGUUUGCUCUUUUGAAGAAUAUUUUUCCAUAGAAAAUAAUACUCUAAAUGUUGGUUUGAUCACCAGACUAAAUGGUAAAACCCAUAUCGCUGAUAAAUUAUUUACAUCACAGCAUAAAUCCAUCUAAAGAAUGUAUUCUCCAUUUAUAAUAUUAUUUCUAUGACCACAGUAGAGAAAGGAAAUGCUGGGGACUGUGAUAUAUCAGUUGGAUUCUGGCCUAGGCUAGUUGUCUGAAGGAAAGUAUGUCUGCAAAUCUAGGGUUUUUACAUUGGAAAUUGCUUGCUGGCCGCUUCUCAAUAUGUUGAGAAAACAUAUUGAGGGCAAGAAAUAAAGUGAGUUCUGUGACUUGGUAAACCUGAUUUGAAGUGACAAUGAGAUGGGGGUCUGAGAGAAAAGAUACCAAAGCCUGAGGUUGAAAAUUCAAAUUUGCAAUUGAGAAAAUGGUUUUCAUCCUGGGAUGCCCACUGAAAAUAUCUGGAGAGCAAUAAAAAAUAUAGACACCUAUACGGUAUUCCCAGAAGUGAGAACCACGUGUCACUCUUUUGCAAAAGCUUCCCAGCCAAUUCUAUAGUGCAGCCAGAGUUGGUGCAUCAAUCUGGAUGUCAUGAGAAAACUGAAACCAUUCCAGGUAUUUCAAACAGGAAAGGGGUCUAGUGUAGGGAAUCAGAGGCUGCAACAGCAUUGAAAGGGCUGAGAGAGAAAAGAGACCAGAAAAAGCUGCUGCUGCUGUUCCAGAAAUCAGGAAAUGCAAGAAUCUUUAGAAACUACCACUAAAGAGGGCAGCUGCUUUGCUCCAAUGUGGGUGGUUUAGAAGAAGCCUGAGACCCACUGGUGAACUACAGGUCUCCUUUCUCCAGAAGCUCUCUGGCCUGCAUAGUGUUUACACACAUACACAAAUAAUGGCUUCUCUUUAGUUCUACCUACAGCUGUCACAGUAUCAGCUCUUAUUAUUCAUGGCGUCUAACGCUAACCUUUGUGGCCAGGGACUCUACGGAUGCACAGAAGGGACAAGAUGGUGCAAGUCUGUCAAUAGAUUGAGAAAUACUUGGAGAGCAUUUAAAAACCAGAUUAAGAACCAUUGGUUUGGGAUAGAUGAACUUCCAAAAUUCAGAGCACUGAUGUACUCUGUUGUAUUAGUAAACUUUAAACAGCAAAAUAUUUGUAAAAGCAUUUAUCUAGAUUCAAGAAGAAGGCUUGAGGUUUAACAUUCCCAGUGAAGAGAACUUUUUUCAACCCUCCAGAUUUCUGUAAGUACCAGGAGGAAGUGGAACUAUCUCCCCCGACUCCCUACCAGAGUUCCUUCCACUCUUCUGGCAGCAUUAAAGAAUUCACAAAUCAGCGGCAAAAAUAAUUUUUAAGAGGAUUCUAGCCAAACAAAUUAAAGGCCACACUUGGCAGAGGCUCAGGUGAACCUGGUACUCAAAUGGAGAGGUUUCAUGAUGGGUGUCAUGAAAAUGUGACUAUACAAAAGGAAAAUGUGUUGAUACCAAAGUUCACAUCCUUUGUUCUCCAUACCAUUGCCUCUCUAUAUGCAAGUGACAGUGUGAAUUUUGUAGGAUGUUUUUCACAUACAUUUUCUUUUCAUAUAAAUCGUAAUGAUUGACUAGAGACCCUUACAAAUAGCCUGGUCAUGGACACAGGAAAAGAAGAGCUGCCCCUUCUUAAGUCGGUGGUUUUCCCUCUUCUCCCUCCUGAGAGCAACCACCCACCCACCUGGUGUGGCAUUAUAAUUUAUGAAGGUCAUUGAUGAACUACAGUGUCCAAAUAUCCUGGCCCUCUGAGGAAGUUCUUCUACCAGAUCCCUAAAAGUCUGUGGCCAGCAGGUAUUAGCAUCAGGAGGAAACAAAGAGGAUUUUAAGCAGAGACAUGAUAGAGGGCAGGGGAAAAUCAGAGUUUGAGGCCAGACUUCAUGAUGACCUUCCAAGAUCAAUUGCAGAGGUUUUCCUGGAUCAGCUGCACUCCUUAGCAAAACUAUAUUGGACAAUCAACUGAGAGAGUAACUGAGACAUUUGAAUCAUUUCUAGGUGUAAAGAAAGACCGAAGCCCAGGAAAAUAUUACGGUGACUUCCCAAGUAUGCCUGGCCACAAUACCUCCAGGAAUUCCUCUUGCGAUCCUUUAGUGACAUCCCACUUAAUCAGCCUCUACUUCAUAGUGCUCAUUGGAGGGCUGGUGGGGGUCAUUUCCAUUCUGUUCCUGCUGGUGAAAAUGAACACCCGGUCAGUGACCACCAUGGCGGUCAUUAACUUGGUGGUGGUCCACAGCAUUUUUCUGCUGACAGUGCCAUUUCGCUUGACCUACCUCAUCAAGGAGACUUGGAUAUUUGGGCUGCCCUUCUGCAGAUUCGUGAGUGCCAUGCUGCACAUCCACAUGUAUCUCACAUUCCUGUUCUAUGUGGUGAUCCUGGUCACCAGGUACCUCAUCUUCUUCAAGCGCAAAGACAAAGUGGAAUUCUACAGAAAACUGCAUGCUGUGGCUGCCAGUGCUGGCCUGUGGACGCUGGUGAUUGUCAUUGUGGUACCCCUGGUUGUCUCCCGGUAUGGAAUUCACGAGGAAUACAAUGAAAAGCACUGUUUUAAAUUUCACAAAGAGCUUGCUUACACGUAUGUGAAAGUCAUCAACUAUAUGAUAGUCAUUUUUGUCAUAGCCAUUGCUGUGAUUCUUUUGGUCUUCCAGGUCUUCAUCAUUAUGUUGAUGGUGCAGAAGCUACGCCACUCCUUACUAUCCCACCAGGAGUUCUGGGCUCAGCUGAAAAACCUAUUUUUUAUAGGGGUCAUCCUUGUUUGUUUCCUUCCCUACCAGUUCUUUAGGAUCUAUUACCUGAAUGUUGUGACGCACUCCAAUACCUGUAACAGCAAGAUUGCAUUUUAUAACGAAAUCUUCUUGAGUGUAACAGCGAUUAGCUGCUGUGAUUUGCUUCUCUUUGUCUUUGGAGGAAGCCAUUGGUUUAAGCAAAAGAUAAUUGACUUAUGGAAUUGUGUUUUGUGCCGUUAGCCACAAACUACAGUAUUCAUAUUUGCUUCCUUUAUAUUGGGAAUAAAAAUUGAUAUAGGGAGGUAAGAAUGGUAUUUCAUUACUUAAUCAAAACCAUGCCUUGAUCUACACAAAACGAAAGAACUAUAAAAUGUCAGAGCCUUCAUUGUAGUCCUUAUGGGAUCCCUGCCAUCUCUGAGUGAUGCCCAUACAAAGACCAGUGAUGUUGAUUCCACCUGGAGUUGCAAUAUUACAUUAUUUUCCAAUACAGAAUGUCUGCAUGGCCCAUUAAAGCAACAUAGGUCUUAAGAAUUUUGGAGUUUCAUUAGCUCAUUCUAAUUUCCUCUGUUUGAAGCAUGAUCUUUUCUUAGGUGUUGGACUGAACUCAGCCCUUUAGUUCUUUUCAUCCCACUAAGUACUUCCUGACCACCACCCAGCUCCAAAGACACAAACUCUCCUUGGCUAACCAGGUUAGAUGUCCCAUUCAUCUCACACCCUGAUGAAAACUGAUAAGGGGAGAGAAUAGUUAAAAAUUUUUCUAGGGUAUCAUAACUCUGGUGGGAAGUCAUCUGUCUAGAAAUCAAGAGACAAAGAACGUGUGGCCUUCUGUUUUAACAAGGUUUUCUAGAUUUGUCCUGUGAAAGGUCAUUUCACGACAUGGAGAUCAAUUUCCUCAAUAUCACCAAUUGCACUGUUGCUCCAAAAAUCAUUUAAAAGCUUACUGGACAUAUCUACAUAAUGGUGAAACUGUAAUUUAGAAAAUAUUCUUGACCAAUGUGCUGGUAGGCAUUAAAAUGAGUUCCCAAGGGAAGUGAUUAAAAUUUUUUUCUCUUCUGUUUUUUGAGAGAAUUUCUAGAUGUCCUGGGCCACAGUAAAUUAAGAUUUUUACGGGGACAGAAAGUUAUACUGAAAUCUUUAGAGCUCCCUUCCACCGUUAAAAUUAUAGAUAUAUAAUUUUUAAAUUAUACCUUAAGUUCUGGGGUACAUGUGCAGAAUGUGCAGA